AUGACGAUGAAGGAUAGUUUUGGAGAGAAGCUUGGCCUUUCUCCGAUCAAGAUCACGGUUGGCAAGUUUCUGAUUGUACCGCAGAAGGCCUUAAGGUAUAUAGAUAUACAAAUCAGCAGCCUAACGUGUCUUCUAUACGCGGCACAGUUGCCCGCGGAAAUGAUUGGUGAGAAAGCAGAGGAUCAGCGCGCAUUCGAUGCUGUCAAUGUUAUACUCUCCCUGCUGGGUAAAAAUGGCGGUGUAUCAGCUUGGGAGCCGGUGAGAGGUUCCAUUUGGUUAGAGAAACUCAAUCCGAUGGAGUUUUUAACAUCAUACGUGGAAUGCACGUCAUCAGCAAUAGAAGCCCUAGCCAUGUUUAAGAAGGUGUACCCCAGUCAUAGAACCAAAGAAAUCACCAACUUCAUUGAAAAGGCAGCUCAAUAUGUACAAAACAUUCAUACAGCAGAUGGUUCUUGGUACGGAAAUUGGGGAAUUUGCUUCAUUUACGGGACAUGGUUCGCACUUGUCGGACUAUCCGCUGCUGGUAAAACUUACAACGAUUGUCCGUCGCUGCGCAAAGGAGUUGAUUUUCUGCUCAAAAACCAAUGCAAAGAUGGCGGUUGGGGAGAGAGUCAUCUUUCCUGCCCAAACAAGAUAUACACACCUCUCGAAGGAAAACGAUCCAAUAUAGUUUAUACUGCUUGGGCAAUGUUAGGUCUAAUACAUUCCGGCCAGGCAAAGAGAGACGCAACUCCUCUUCACAAGGGUGCAAGAUUGUUGAUCAAUUCUCAACUUGAAGAUGGUAGCUUCCCUCAGCAGGAAAUAACGGGAGCAUUCAAGAACAACAAUAUGUUACACUAUCCGUUAUACAAGGAUUGUUUUCCAUUGCGGGCACUGGCUGAGUUCCGUAAACACUGUUUGUUGCCGUCAAACAAGAGUUUUUAGUUUUAAAAUUAAAUUUAAUCGGUCCACCUUUGACCAACCAAGUGUACCAUUAAUUAAUGUAAUUUAUUCAUCAUCCUUUUGUUCAGCUCCUACAUGUCAUCAUAUUGGUCUGGUGUAAAUUCACACCAAAUGUAAUCUACUCCCUCCAUAUAAAAGAAACACUAUUUUUGUCUA
Mercurialis annua (annual mercury) is the source of this 1098-nucleotide messenger RNA. Its product is annotated as lupeol synthase-like. Gene Ontology annotation, molecular function: beta-amyrin synthase activity. Lineage: Eukaryota; Viridiplantae; Streptophyta; Magnoliopsida; Malpighiales; Euphorbiaceae. The transcript is spliced from 8 exons. Bases 1 to 924 code for a protein of 307 amino acids. Gene Ontology annotation, cellular component: lipid droplet. The record is from RefSeq and is a predicted model, not a curated record. Gene Ontology annotation, biological process: triterpenoid biosynthetic process.